AGAGGGGCCUGGCGGCCGUGCGGGAGCCAUGGCGGCCACGGAGGCGGCGGCGGCCGAGUCUGCGGGUCCGGCCCCGGGUGUCCCGGCCACGCCGGCGAACACGCGGGGAGCCGCCGCCGCCUCUAGCCCGUGGAGGCCGCCCGAGUCGCGACUGCAAGGCAGCCGACCGAGACCGGCCAGGGCUCGGGCCGCGGCCCCGGUGCCACCGGCCCGGGAGCUGAUCCAGCCGACUGUGAGCGAGCUGUCCCGGGCUGUGCGCACCAAUAUUCUGUGCACCGUGCGCGGCUGCGGCAAGAUCCUGCCCAACAGCCCUGCGCUCAACAUGCACCUCGUCAAGAGCCACCGACUGCAGGAUGGCAUAGUAAACCCGACGAUAAGGAAAGACUUGAAAACUACACCGAAAUUCUACUGUUGUCCAAUCAAAGGAUGUCCUCGAGGCCCCGACCGACCAUUUUCUCAGUUUUCUCUGGUUAAACAGCACUUUAUGAAAAUGCAUGCAGAGAAGAAGCACAAAUGCAGUAAGUGCAGUAAUUCCUAUGGCACCGAGUGGGACCUGAAAAGACACGAGGAGGAUUGUGGCAAGACCUUCCAGUGUACGUGCGGCUGUCCCUACGCCAGCAGAACUGCACUACAGUCUCACAUCUACCGAACUGGCCACGAGAUCCCUGCAGAGCACAGAGACCCACCUAGUAAAAAAAGGAAAAUGGAAAGCUACCUACAAAACCAAACGUUGUCCAGUAAAACCACUGAACCACUGAGCGACCAAGCAGCCCCGCGCCAAGGUGCUCCUGAAGCAGAUGCUCUGGAGGUAAAGCCUGCAGCAUCCCUCGAAGACUCCUGUAGCUCCCACACCAAAAAGCAGAGCAUCUCGACGCCUCCCAGGUGUCCCCAGAAGUUGCUGUUACCAAAGCCCAAGGUGGCUCUGGUUAAACUUCCGGUCAUGCAGUUUUCCCCUGUGCCUGUCUUUGUGCCUACAGCGGAUUCCUCGGCCCAGCCUGUGGUGUUAGGUGUGGAUCACAGUUCUGCAGCCAGUGCUCUGCACUUAGUACCCUUGUCGGUAGGAACCUUGAUCCUCAGCCUGGACUCAGAGGCCUGCUCUCUGAAAGAGAGCCUACCUCUCUCAAAAAUUAUCAGUCCUGUUGUUGAGCCAAUGAAUACAGGUGUUCAAGUGAACUUGGGUAAAAGUCUGUGUAGUCCUUUACAAGAGGUAGGGAGUGUGUGUCAGAGGACCAGCAUUUCCUCAAGCAACGUGCAGACAGAUCUGACCUAUGCCUCAGCCAACUUGAUACCCUCUGCUCCGUGGCUCGGCCCUGAUUCCUCUGUGUCAUCCUGUUCUCAGACUGACCUGUCGUUUGAUUCUCAAGUGUCCCUUCCUGUUAGUGUCCACACCCAGACGUUGGUGCCCAGCUCUAAGGUCACUUCAUCCAUAGCUGCUCAGACAGAUGCAUUUAUAGAUGCCUGUUUCCAGCCUGGUGGGGUCUCCAGGGAAACCCAGACCAGCAGGAUGCAGAACCGCACAAACGACUCAGUGCCAGUGGGCCACACUGGCCUGUGUGGGGACAUUUUUGAAAGCGUGCAUGCGUCUUACAGUGUGCCCACUGACACCAUCAUGAGUAGCAGCUUAGUUGCAGAGACAGGGACUCACGGUCUGCCACCUCAGAGUGACCCUAAGAUCUUAGGCCAAGUCAUGGAAAAGUCUGCACCUGUGUUAAACUUCAGUGCCCAGAACGGCAUGCUUCCUGCACAAACCAUGACAGAUAAUCAGACCCAAACCAUAGAUCUACUGAGUGACUUGGAAAACAUCUUGUCAAGUAACCUGCCAGGUCAAACACUGGAUAACCGGAGUCUCUUGUCCGACACAAACCCUGGGCCUGACGCCCAGCUCCCGGCUGGCUCAGCGCAGAAUUCUGGGAUUGAUUUUGAUAUUGAAGAGUUCCUCUCAGCCUCCAAUAUCCAGACCCAGACUGAGGAGAGUGAGCUCAGCUCCAUGAGCACUGAGCCGGUCCUGGAGUCCCUGGACAUCGAGACGCAGACUGAUGUCUUCCUCUCAGAUCCCUCCACACAGCCCUAUGGGUUCAGAGCAGGGUCAGGCUUCCUGGGCCUUGAGAUGUUUGACACACAGACACAAACAGACUUAAACUUCUUCUUAGACAGUAGUCCUCACCUGCCCCUGGGCAGCAUCCUGAAACACUCCAGCUUCUCCAUGAGUACCGACUCCUCUGACACAGAGACCCAAACUGAAGGAGCCUCCCCUGCUCAGCACGGACCUGCUCUGGAGAGCAAGGUCCAGUUGAGCAGCACAGAAACACAGACCAUGAGUUCUGGCUUCGAGCCCCUGGGGAACUUGUUCCUCACCAGCAACGAAACUCAGACGGCAAUGGAUGACUUCCUUCUAGCCGAUCUGGCCUGGAAUACGAUGGAGUCCCAGUUCAGCUCCGUGGAAACCCAGACGUGCGCAGAGCUGCAUGCUGUCUCCAGCUUCUGAAGGUGCAGCCAGGCAUCCCCGCUCCAUAUGCGUUUAGAAUAUGGGCUCAAGGACAGCGGCACCAACUGGGGAUGUAGUCAGUGGGGCAGCUGUUUAGAUUCUCUUCAGUUCUUGGUGUUUUGUACUCGUGACCACAAGAUUGGUGUGCAAAUGUGAGUGUAUUAUAAAGUGUAAGUGUUGAUCUAAAAUGUCGCCUACGUUUGCUCCUGUGUAGCUAUUUAUCUUUUUAAAAAAUGCAUUUUACACUGUAAAACUUAGAACUGUUUAGCUAAUGCCAAGCUUAGCAGGUGGGAGGGGGCAAGCUUUGUGGCUGCUUUAACUGAGUAUAGCACACUUAAAUGGCAUCUCCGCGUAAAGGGCGCCUCAAAUGCUCAGACAAUGUUUGUGUGGCCGCUAACUCCUGGAUGCCACCACCUUGCCUUGUCAUGUCCCUCUGACUUGGAAGCACCAGGGAAGCCACAGCUGUCUUUAGCUUUUAUGACAGUUUUGAGUCUCUGCUGUCCCUUUCCUCCUGAGCUGUGACUGCCGCCAGCUUCGUGUGUCAUCCUCCCAAUGUGAGGUUACUGGCCAGUGUGAGAACAGCAAGCACUCAGUGUCAAUGGCAGCCUUAGUAUGAGGAAGGUAUCCAGCUGUGGAGAUACCUGCGCACUGUGGACACCCUCGGUUCUGUUCAUCUCGGGCUUAUCCCGCUUCAUGGACGAGCUCUCCUCUGCUCCCUCCAGAGUGUUGAUCAAAUCUGUGGGAUUGCCACGUGCCAGACGGCAGCCAGCUGUGAGCACACAGUGGCUAGAGGGUAGUUCCUGGUCGACCCCAGAGCUUCUAGCUUUCUAUAAAUUGGGGCUCCUAUGACUCCAUACUCUUUGUGCUCGGUGAAUUUACUAGAACUCAGGGAUACUGUUUCUGUGAAGGGUAGGCUGGGUGCAAAGGGGCAGAGGACUUCCACACCUUCGCUAGGCACAGCACCUACCAAGAGUCUGCCUGUUAGCCUUGUAGGAACCUCCAAACUCAGUCUUGUGGGGUUAGUGGCUGCUUCGUUGUGUGGGUAGAGAGUUGCUUAAACCAUUAGAGAUCAACUUAACCUUGAGUAGUGUCACCCUUCCUGGUGGGUUGGGAGGUAGGGAUGAAGCUGAAAAUACCCCAACCUUUCGAUCAUUACUUAUUCCUUGGUCUCUCCUGUGACUUGUCCCCAUCCUAAUACUACCCUGAUGCUACCAGCUACCAAUGACCUCAUAGCAAGCAAAAGCAAAACAUUUUUCUGAAGACUUCGGGGUGGGGGGAAGUUGUGAGCAAAUAUAUACGUUACAUCACCUCCCCACAGACAUCCUUUCUGCUCCACAGUAGACCCUGGGGCCUACCCGACUGCUCCCCAUAAUGGACUCAGAGACCCUCUAAGAAUUAAAAAGGAAGACGUGGGGUGAGGGAAAGGUUUUCCUGCCCAGCCCCCACCAGUAUGCUGCACUUGUUAUCUUGGUAGGAGAAGCAGGGCCCACAGUAUCUUUCCUCCACCCACCCCCAUCUUCUCCCUGAAAGAAGCUCUUAGGUCUGACAAGCAUAGUAUGUGUACGUUGAGACUAGCAAUUGUAGAAUAGACCCAUCUAAAGUAUGCUGAUCUAGAUUCUGUUGUGAUGCAUUCUUUAAAGAGGGAAAAUCUGGAGAGCAAUUGCUUCAACGGUUAAGAACACCCUCACUCUGAGGGAAGAGCGAGGUCAAGCCUGCCUUGGGGGGGCUCUGUGCUAAGUAGGUCAUGGGUUCAUAGCUGGUGCCCACCUCUGAGGCAAAUUAAGAAUCAGCCCAGCCAGGGGACCUUUCCAGUCUAGCCUGGAUGGAAAAGCCCUGUUCUUUUGGCAUANGUUUGUGCUGCCAAAAGCUGAACCUUCAAAAAUGAAACCUAAGAGGGCUGGUGAUGACUCAUUAAAGUUGGUAUUGCUGCUGUCCUGUCACAUUCAUCUGAUGCAAAGAACUCAGUAAUGGGCUAAUAACACACCUGGCAGAUGAAUGCAACCCAGGAGCUAAACAGUGGUUGUGGCCACAGUCGCCUGUGAAUGUGAGUUUCAGAACAGACAUAAAGCCUUAACUUAGAUUUUCUGUUGUUUUGGACUCAUCCACUGCCUUAACGCUCAAGCAUCUAUUUAAGCCCUCCGGCUGAAGGAGAAAUGCAUGUCUGCUCGUGGCUCUUUGUAAAUAUAAGUGCAGCAAUCUAUGGCUUUUUAAGUUUUUGUGUCUGUGGAGAUGUGUCUUAAUAGUUACAAGAUAAAGAAUGGAGCAUGUAAUUGUCCUUCAUGUGCAAGAACUGUCCCCACAAAAAUCUUUGUAACCUGAGCUCCCCUAAGGUUGUUUGUUUGUGAACAUAAAUUUGGUGAUUAAAGAGAAGCUAGAAUUCUA
Messenger RNA from Mus caroli (Ryukyu mouse), 4867 nucleotides. It is a transcript of the gene Atmin, whose product is annotated as ATM interactor. NCBI's taxonomy places the organism in Eukaryota, Metazoa, Chordata, Mammalia, Rodentia, Muridae. Gene Ontology annotation, molecular function: DNA-binding transcription factor activity, RNA polymerase II-specific; transcription cis-regulatory region binding. Gene Ontology annotation, cellular component: nucleus. The record is from RefSeq and is a predicted model, not a curated record. Gene Ontology annotation, biological process: positive regulation of transcription by RNA polymerase II.